Messenger RNA from Thermothelomyces thermophilus ATCC 42464, 1127 nucleotides. RefSeq lists its product as uncharacterized. The transcript has a single exon. Bases 573 to 740 code for a protein of 55 amino acids. The record is from RefSeq and is a predicted model, not a curated record. NCBI's taxonomy places the organism in Eukaryota, Fungi, Ascomycota, Sordariomycetes, Sordariales, Chaetomiaceae.
GGGCACUCUGAAUUCCAAGCCGACCGGACCAGGAAAGGCAGGGUUUCCGCCACGCCGGAGUGCAUCGCGGUCACCUGUAUGCUUCAUGUACGGCUCCCGCUCUCGACCUCUCAGAAGGCACCGUCGAGCCCCGGCUGUGGCGUUUUCGUCCUAUGAGAUCGUGCCCAGUCAUCAAUUGGCAGCACAAGUCUGGUUUGACUGCAUCUCCUAAUUCCACUCGAGCCCUGAUGUUACAUUCCGCCGUCCCACACACAUCAUUCGCCUCUGCUCUGCCAGUUCAUUCUCGAAACCCGUCGGCCAACAUCGACGGGAGAUGGGAAUUUGCGGACAGCCUGCAAUACUACCAGCGUGCAGGAGUUCGGCGCGGCUUUGAUGCGUUGUCUCGCUGCUGUCCCGGCCCUUGCAUCCCAUCCUCUUUGGCUGAAAUCAUAGGCUUGGACUCUCCGUCAAGGAUGGCAAGAUGGACCGUUCGGCGUGGCCCUUCACUGCCCUACUCCUCUGGGCAACAGCCUCUCUUCCCGCCUGCUGGAGUUAUCCCGUCGAGUUCGUUUCCUGCCGACCUCUCUGACGCAAUGGGCGCUUUCUGCACGCUCGGCACCCCUUGGCGUACGAAACGGAGGGGACCCAAGAGCCGGCAGUUCCUUGUCAGCCAUGGAGAGGGCCUUGUUGACGGGCCAAACGCUAGCUUCCACCUCGGCGGGCCCCCAAGCUUCCGGUUCUAUCCAUCAGUGGCCCAAUGACCGCCGGCUGAUGGAGCCAGUCGGAGAGACUCUAGCUGGAUCGACAAAGGCAUCUGGCCCCUUACCUUCGCCCGUCCGCUCGUCAUCCCCCUUCCCCGCCUCGACCCCCCCGUUGCCCUUCGUCAUUCCAUUCCAUGCAAAAGUAUUCAACCUGCUAAGAUAACGUAGGAUGCAUACAGGGUGUAUAAGCAAAGGAGGAAAGACUGCUUGCUGUUGGGCGGGCAUCGGCACCUGCCUGGCCAUGAUCGUCUUCCACAACAGGCAUCCCCUUCCAACCUAACUUGUACGGAGCGUCGGUGGGAUGAGCAACACACGAGUGGCCAAAAAGUACGAGCAAUGCUAGCUUCCCCGGCAAACCGGUCACAUUGUUCUUGCCGGAACACCGGG